Messenger RNA from Neofelis nebulosa (Clouded leopard), 2724 nucleotides. RefSeq names its product fibroblast growth factor 1 (gene FGF1). The transcript has 4 exons. Gene Ontology annotation, cellular component: cytoplasm. Lineage: Eukaryota; Metazoa; Chordata; Mammalia; Carnivora; Felidae. Gene Ontology annotation, biological process: positive regulation of gene expression; positive regulation of cell population proliferation; animal organ morphogenesis. Gene Ontology annotation, molecular function: growth factor activity; fibroblast growth factor receptor binding. The record is from RefSeq and is a predicted model, not a curated record. Bases 284 to 751 code for a protein of 155 amino acids.
ACAGAGGAUAUCAAGUUUAAAUGAUGUCAUUAGGGUGGGCCCUAAUGCCAGCAUGACUGGCAUCCUUAUAAAAUGGGGAAAUUGGGACAGAAAGACAUACCUAGAGGGAAGAUGGCAUGAAGACACAGGGGAAAGAAGGCCAUCUACAAGUCGUGGAGAGAGGCCUGGAACAACACUUCUCCUCCCAGCCCUCAGAAGGAACCAGCCCUGCUGAUACCCUGACCUUGGACUUCUGGCCUCCAGAACUCCUUGAAAGCACACCCUAAGCAGCAGCCGCUGAGCCAUGGCUGAAGGGGAAAUCACAACCUUCACGGCCCUGACGGAGAAGUUCAAUCUGCCUCCAGGGAAUUACAAGAAACCCAAACUCCUCUACUGUAGCAACGGGGGCCACUUCCUGAGGAUCCUUCCAGAUGGCACAGUGGAUGGGACGAGGGACAGGAGCGACCAGCACAUUCAGCUGCAGCUCAGUGCGGAAAGCGUGGGGGAGGUGUAUAUAAAGAGUACCGAGACUGGCCAGUACUUGGCCAUGGACACCGACGGGCUUUUGUACGGCUCACAGACACCAAAUGAGGAAUGCUUGUUCCUGGAAAGGCUGGAAGAAAACCAUUACAACACCUACACAUCCAAGAAGCACGCAGAAAAGAAUUGGUUUGUGGGUCUCAAGAAGAAUGGAAGCUGCAAACGCGGUCCCCGGACUCACUAUGGCCAGAAGGCAAUUUUGUUUCUCCCCCUGCCAGUCUCCUCUGAUUAAAGAAAUCUCUCCUGGGUGCCGACCACUCCAGAGGAGGUCCUCACCCAGCUGACCCAGGUUGUUCCCUUGACUAUUGGCUGCACUAACCCCUGGCCCACAGAGCCUGAAAUUGUAAGCAGUGCGCUUCCAAAUGCCCAGUUCACUUUUUUGCAGAGGCUUUUACCCCAGCACAGUUUGAACAGAGGGAUCAAAUAGCUCCUAGGGGCCAACCGGCUGGCCAGUCUGGGUGUGUGGAUGCCCAGUUGCCUCUGGGCACCUGCUGCAGGCUGAGCCUCUCAAUGCAAAGGCGGGGCCAAAUGAAGUGUGUUCAGGGAGCUGCCAGGGUCAUUAGUAACCGCAUACGAUUCCCUCUACUGAGAAAAUCCUGUCUGCGAUUCCCCGAAACACUUGGCAUGAUGCCCUUUCGUCCUUUCAACACCCCACAAAUAUUAGCAGGGAAGCUUAUGGCUAGGUUAGGGGAAGGCAGUGUUCCAUGAGUAGAAACUAGGAUGAAGAAAAUCUCCCCUCGAGAACAGAAGGGAUUAAAAUGGCAAGGGGAGACUGGGUUCUGGUGGGCUCUCAGUGUAGAAUAAAUGAAGGAUGGGAGCUUCAGCCCACAGGAAAGCAGAAUAAAUGCAUAGCAUUGGCAGUCAUUACAAUGCCGUGACUUUCCCAAGAUAAUUCGGCAGUAGGAAGCCUCUGGAUGAUGUCAGAUGGACAGCAUGAGAAGUGGGUUCUUGAUCAAAGCAAAAACAUCAGACAUUGGUAAAUUCAUUUGGGUCUGGGGUGUGGGAGUGCUGAGAAAGAAAGGCAACGUGGGCUGAGAGGAUGAUUUCCUCUAAAGAGGUUGAUUCCAGAAGUGAGAAGGAAAGAUGGAGGGACACCAUGACUGUGCCUGGUCCCCAGAAAGCAGAGGCUUUGGGGUCCCAGGCAAUGCUUACAAAUCACAUGCAGAUCGUGUUUGAGUGUAGGUUCUGAUUCAGUGGUUCUGGGGUGCAGUCUGUGCAUUUCUAACAAGCCCCCAGGUGCUGCAGAGGCUGCUGCUUCCUCUUGCACCACCCCCCCCCACCAUACUUAAAGUAGCAGAGUCCUGAAGCGUGCUGUCCAAAGGAAGGGGCCCAAGGCCCCCAAGCCUCUCUUGCCUUGCCCAUAAAAAACUCAUACCCCGCGAGUCUUCCUGAACACUCAGGCAGCAUCAGGAGCAGUUAGGCCCGUGCUAAGGAACAUGGAUUUAAGGCGCUUUGGCCCAGUGCCUAUAAAAUACCCAUUUAGAAUAUAUACAAAAGCAUACUUCAAAAAUGUUAAACCCUCACAAACAGCUUUUCUCAAGAGACCAUUUGUGUUACGAUUACUUGUAUAAAUAUGCUUCCUGCUUAAAGUAAACUUGACCCAAGUGGCUAGCAAAUUAGAAACAACAUUCAUCUCUGACAUAUGAUACUGUUGCCAUGUAAAGGUCUUUAAUAGGCCAUUUAAAUUUACUGUGAGACUGUAUGUUUUAAUCACAUUUAUAAAUAUAUAGCUCAAAGGCAGUUAACUGAUUAGCAUUCAGCCACUGAGAAUGAUAAUCAUAGGACAUGAUGUAUAAGCUCCUCAAUUAUCUACUACUUGUACUACAUUUACCUAUAAAAAGAGAUUGUACUUUGUUUUCAAUUGUGGUAUUACAAGUUUUCCUUUGAAAACAGGGACGCUUAAGCAAUAAGAGGGUAACUGUGGAUACAAACUGAUGAGAAUAUUAGCUCAUGUUCUAAGGAAUUGACAAUAUUAACGGAAAAAAUAACUCCUUAUAAUUGCAUUGUCAUAUUUAUGAUGACAAACAAAAGAUGGUUUGUGAAGGUUCAAAGCAAUAUAGUGCAAUUGAGGAACCAAACUAAGUUAAUUCUACAAUUAAUAAUAUCAUUCUGCAUUUGUACAGAAAAACGACUUCAGAACUUUGUUUUUGUAACUUGGAUAAGACCAUUCAUUUUAUUUUAGUAAAUCCUUCCAGGCAAGCUGGA